UUUUUGAACCAUACGAAUCCUAUAAUACCUGAUAAUCAAUUCAGUGGCAUCAUAUAUGAGGCUUUAGAGGAAUCAGAGUUAUCACCAUCAGUUAUACUGAUCAAUAAAGAUUUCCAAUCAAAACCACCCAAACCCCUAUUUCUACCGGCAUACCCCAGCUAUAUAUUGCCAGGAGAUUCGCCGCAAAAACUAAAAUCUAUUCUCGAACAAUUAAAGUCAUCGCAAUGGUGGAGUAUAGAAUCCAUUUUCAUUGCGGUGGAUUUGGGAACAAACUCGUGUAAAAAUGCCCAAACAUCUCUUCAAGUCUUAUGGGAAAUGAAUUUAUUAUCUUCAUUUUACUUGUGUACCAAAAAUGAUUUGAUGAUUUACAUGUUCAACCCUUUCACCAAUAGAGCACCGAAACCAUGGACAGAAGUGAAAAUUGGGAACAAGGAAUCUGAUGAUCCAUGGACACUUUACAGUCAACCAUACUCGGAAGAUCACGAAUAUUGUGAGAGUUUGUUUUUCGACAAAACGAAGAAACUUGAUGGCUACAAUAUAAACGCUGUUGCAAACUCCACAACACAUAGAGAAUUGAACCCUAAAAAAGUAUAUAAUACAACGACAAUGCGAGGCAGAUUCAGCCCGUAUCUAACCAACAUAUUUACAACAAUUUUUUCACACAUAAAUGUAACACCGCUUAUUUAUUUCGAUUUGCUGGGUGCUCCAGUACCCGCUAAAGAGAUAGGUUACGUAAAAGGUUUAAUAGACGGUUCAUACGAUAUUGCUUUAAGCGGUCAUACUGCGGGGGCCAAUUACAAUGUCUCACAUGCGUAUCCAGCAAUUGAUUUAGAGCUUGUGAUAUUGACACAACAUCGUCAAUUUCUGACUACCUUUGAAAAAAUUUGUCGCUUUUACAGUAUGGGUGUUAUAUUACUGUCCAGUCUCGUUCUUGUAAUGACAUCACUUUUGAUAACUAUUUAUUACAAGAAAAAUUUCGUAGAAGCUUCUGCAGAAGUUCUAAAAAUGGCUCUCAGCGCAAGUACAGAUAUACCGUUAAUUACUUUUCCAAUCAGAAUAUACUUUUUCGGCGUUUUAUUACUGAUAUUGAUUAUCAAUGCAACAUUUCAAGGCCAUUUGGCUGCAUUCUUAACGCAACCUGAACGCAUAACUGUUGAUAGUCUUUCUGACUUACAGGAAUUAGAAUAUAAAAUUUAUUUACAACGGUCAGCUUUUAAAUUGACUGAUGGUUGGUCUAAAUUUUUACGGGACAAAACGCAUACUGCCGAUACUACUAUUGAUUGCAUGCAGCAUGCUCUUGAUGAUCCGAAUGCAGGCUGUGUUGCAGCUAUUCCACGUUUAUUACAAGCCGCAGAUAGAAACCUUACAUUGCACGUUUCCCCGGUUGUAGCUCGUCCACUUGUAAUUUUUUUAGAACGAUACGAUUGGCCACUGAAAAAAGUAGUUGAUAUCGAUAUACGUAGGCUUUUGGAAACUGGAGUAACUAAUUUUUGGGAUCGUAAAGAGUUCUUAGAACCGCUGAAAAAAUUGCAUUUGAAAGAAUCUUUUUUGACUGAAGCGCAAUAUCGUCCAAUCGAAUUUAAAGAUAUCGACUUUGCUUUUAUUAUAUUAGGAAUUUGUUUGUUGUUCACCAUAAUUGUUUCCAUUUUCGAAUUCUACUACGGUUAUUACAUUUAUUGCGAUUAGUUGUUGAUAUUUAUCUGGGAUUGCGUGAAUUUUUAACCUUCGAGAGUAACACAAAAUCUUGAACGUGUUUACAUGAUACAUUAUGUAUUUGUUUGUAGUUAGUAGGCAAUAAAAUAAAGCUAUUAGGUUGUUCAGCUUGAAAUUAGCUUACACUUUGAACUUAUUUGUAACCUGAACAACCUACCACUUAAUAAUUUUUUAAGCAUGAAUUCAAGCUGAACAGAUUGAUAUGACUGCACGGAAAAUACGAAUUUCGUUCUGAUAACAAAAGACGGGAUAACGAAAGAUUUUGUUAUAAUGACAAACAUGAUUAGCUUACGGUAAUAAAUCAAUUUAUUAUAGUAACAAAUGAAUUAGUGUCGUAAUUAAGAAGUCGAUUUGUUAUGAGAACACAUGAUGUUUAUUAUAAUAAUAUCCCAGAGAGGAAAGUACCACGGGCCCAAGCUUGGCCCAGACUUGGCCCAACUUUGUAGAACCUUGGGCCAGGCUUGUAAGCCAGUCUUGGCCCAGCUUUGGUAGAAGCCUGGAAUGAUAAUCUCGGGCCAAGCCUGGUUGCCACACCUGGCCCAUGCUUGGUUACCAGACCUGGCCCAUGCUUGGUUGCCAGACCUGGCCCAGGCUUCCAGGAAACGAAUAAAUUUAAUUAAAAAAAAUUUAUUAUUAUUAACCUCGUAGAAUUCAUGAUCAUUAACGUUUUAAUUAUUUAAGGGAGGUAAAUGAUGUGAAAAAAACUCGGUGGAAAUUCUGCUGGACUCUGGGCGCGAACUGCCGUCCUUCUGAUUACUGGGUCCGAACGGUAGCUACUGGACGAACCUACUAACGUUGAACUGGUACAUUUAUAUGAUCUACUUGUAUAAACCAUGGGUA
Messenger RNA from Microplitis mediator, 2553 nucleotides. RefSeq lists its product as uncharacterized. The coding region runs from base 316 to 1686 and encodes 456 amino acids. The record is from RefSeq and is a predicted model, not a curated record. The transcript is spliced from 2 exons. Lineage: Eukaryota; Metazoa; Arthropoda; Insecta; Hymenoptera; Braconidae.